GAAAGAAAAAAACACAAAAGGCGACAGACAAGACAAAAGAAUGUCCCAAACCCAAAUCUUCAUAUCCUCUCUCCCCCUCCUUCCGAUGUCUUCGUAUUAUUAACCCUUAUUUCGAUUUCUUGCUCAGUUCCCUUGUAAAAAGUUUGUGCUUUCUUCUGUGAUCAGUGUUCGAAUUCUAAUCUGAUUAGGGGUUUUCAUUGCCUAAUCGAUUCGGCGUUUGAAUUUGCCAAUCGGGAUUUCUCGAUUUCGUGGUGGGUUUUGAUUUUUGAAGCGAUCACGAAGAGGGUUGAUGGCGAAUUGACUAAAGGAAUCUGGGUUGAUGUUGUUCUAUACAAUAAAUGAAUCUCUGAAGGUCUCGUGAAUCUGAGGAUUGUCGUGGAGGGUAAUCUCUGAAGGUCUCGUGAAUCUGAGGAAGAGGAGAGGGUUGGUUUGAUAUAAUUGAUAUUUGGGGAAUUGAGGAAGAGAUGGGAGAGAAGAUGGAUCUUGUGAUUGGUGGGAGAUUUAAGCUUGGAAGGAAAAUUGGUAGUGGCUCCUUUGGAGAGCUUUAUCUAGGUGUAAAUGUCCAAACAGGAGAAGAAGUUGCUGUCAAGCUGGAAUCUGUGAAGACCAAGCAUCCUCAACUUCAUUAUGAGUCAAAGUUGUAUAUGCUGCUUCAAGGAGGGACUGGUCUUCCGAGCCUCAAGUGGUUUGGAGUUGAAGGUGACUACAGCGUAAUGGUUAUUGACCUUCUAGGUCCUAGUCUUGAAGAUUUGUUUAACUACUGCAACAGGAAGUUCACCUUGAAAACUGUUCUCAUGCUUGCCGACCAACUUCUUAACAGGGUCGAGUUUAUGCAUACUCGAGGUUUCCUUCACCGUGAUAUAAAGCCUGAUAAUUUUUUAAUGGGACUUGGACGCAGAGCUAAUCAGGUGUAUAUCAUUGAUUUCGGACUAGGGAAGAAAUACAGAGACCUUCAGACUCACAAACACAUUCCUUACAGAGAAAACAAAAAUCUGACUGGGACAGCUAGAUAUGCGAGUGUCAACACUCACCUUGGAGUUGAACAAAGUCGUAGGGAUGACUUGGAAUCACUUGGUUAUGUGCUUAUGUAUUUUCUCAAAGGAAGUUUACCAUGGCAGGGACUAAAAGCUGGGACAAAGAAGCAGAAAUAUGAUGUAAUAAGUGAGAAGAAAGUAUCAACUCCUAUUGAGGUGCUGUGUAGAAAUUGCCCCUCAGAAUUUGUUUCAUACUUCCACUACUGUCGAUCUUUACGGUUUGAUGACAAGCCUGAUUACUCUUACCUUAAGAGACUUUUCCGCGACUUGUUCAUAAGAGAAGGUUAUCAAUUCGAUUACGUAUUUGACUGGACAGUCUUAAAGUAUCCUCAAAUCGGUUCCAGCUCUGGUUCUAGCUCACGUACCAGGGUGAUUUUACUUUCUUUUCUUUUUUCUUCUAUGGCCUUUGAGUUUCUCUAUGCUUACCUAAAUGUAAAAAUAUUUGGGGUUGUACAGCAUCAAACAACCACGAAACCAGGAUUGAACACUGCUGGUCCUUCUACAAGUAGGCAAGAGAGGCACGCAGGAAAGGAAACAACCAGAGUGUCGGGUGCAGUGGAAGCCUUCUCCCGAAGACACCCAACAAACACUUCGACGCCACGUGAUCAUUCAAGAUCAAGAAACUCUGAUGACGGACCUUUCACUAAGCACAUUCAUGGAGAGUCUGGAAGAGGAAGCAGUUCGUCAAGACAGGGAACAUCAACAUCAAGGAAAGCAGUUGGUGGUGGUUCAAGCUCACGGCCAAGUUCAGCAGGGGGACCAAGUGGUAGCCGAGGUUCAAGUCGUCUGGUAUCAUCAAGCGGGGGUGGCAGUGGGAACGGGCGUCCAUCGAGCAGUCAGAGAGUCCAACCUGGAUAUGAAUCAAAGACUCUGUCUUUCGCUCGUGCAACGGCUUCAAGAAACGCUAGGGAAGAUCAGCUGAGAAGCUUCGAGCUUCUGUCUCUUCGCAAAUAAAGCAGGAGAGAGAGAGAGAGAGACUCCAUGAAAACUUAACCGAAAGGUUUCCAUAUACUUAAAAAAGAUCUUUACACAGGUGAUUUCAGCUUCAGCCUGGAGAGAUCUUUUGGCAGCACUCUUGCUCGUUUUGUAUAUUUUAAAUGGUGCGAUGUGUGGGAGACAAGAAGAGUCAAAAAAAAAACGUAGAAAGUUUCAAUUGUAAAAGAGGUGAACUUGUAUUCCUCCUAUAUAUACAUACCCGUGUCUGUCUUAUCAUUGUAAUAAACAAACAUAAAAAGACAAAAAUUGUACUUUUUUUUUUUAAAUAAUACCGAAGAGGCAAAAUCAUAGU
Brassica napus (rape) is the source of this 2322-nucleotide messenger RNA. RefSeq names its product casein kinase 1-like protein 7. The transcript has 12 exons. Gene Ontology annotation, biological process: peptidyl-serine phosphorylation; signal transduction; endocytosis. Lineage: Eukaryota; Viridiplantae; Streptophyta; Magnoliopsida; Brassicales; Brassicaceae. Gene Ontology annotation, molecular function: ATP binding; protein serine/threonine kinase activity. The record is from RefSeq and is a predicted model, not a curated record. The coding region runs from base 465 to 1988 and encodes 507 amino acids. Gene Ontology annotation, cellular component: cytoplasm; nucleus.